Molecule: messenger RNA, 2424 nt
Organism: Nanorana parkeri
Lineage: Eukaryota; Metazoa; Chordata; Amphibia; Anura; Dicroglossidae
Product: protocadherin gamma-B5-like
Exons: 1
Coding region: 1-2424 (807 amino acids)
Biological process (GO): homophilic cell-cell adhesion
Cellular component (GO): plasma membrane
Molecular function (GO): calcium ion binding
Source: RefSeq, a predicted model, not a curated record
AUGCAGCAUGGACAGACACUACAAAAAUUCAGAUGGCAAGUAAUGAUUUCUUUAUUUUUCUGGCUGUGCCAUUCAGUUACAGGUCAGAUUCAUUAUUCCAUUGUAGAAGAAUUGAGAAAAGGUUCACUCAUUGGACAUUUAGCAAGAGAUCUAGGAAUGAAUAUUAAGGAUCUUUCAGUAAGAAAACCCCGUAUUGUUUCACGUUUGUCUGAAAAAUAUUUCAGCAUAAAUCUGGAUAAUGGUAAUCUAUAUAUUGCAAGCAGGAUAGACAGAGAGACACUGUGUGGGGAUGCAGAUGAUUGUGUCCUGACCUUUGAUGCUGUGGCUGAGAAUCCCUUAAAUGUUUUUAAUGUUAAGAUUGAAAUUCAAGAUAUAAAUGACAAUCCACCAAGAUUUCUCUAUGAAACAAUUAGAUUGGAAAUAAGUGAAUCUGCUUCACCAGGAGCAAGAUUUGUUUUGCAGAAAGCUGAAGAUUUGGAUAUAGGAAUGAAUACAAUAAAAAGCUACAAACUCAGUUCAAAUGAGCACUUUGUCUUAGAAGAAAGGAUCAGCUCUGAUGGCAGUAUAUUUCCUGAACUCGUUCUAGAAAAGCCUCUAGACCGAGAGACACAAGAUUACCAUGAACUAAUUCUAUCAGCUGUUGAUGGAGGGAAACUUGUUCUAACAGGGAGCACACUGAUUAAGAUUGCUAUCACUGAUUUUAAUGAUAAUACACCUAUAUUUACCCAAGAAGUAUAUAAAGUAAGCAUUAAAGAAAAUAUACUAUUGAAUUCUACAGUUUUGCAGGUCAGUGCAACUGAUGGGGAUGAAGGUGUAAAUGCACAAAUUACAUAUUCGUUUAGUACCAUGGCAAAUAAUAUUCUGCUGAUGUUUGAAAUGAAUCCUAGAACUGGCGAAAUUUCAACAAAAGGACACGUGGAUUAUGAACUUACAAAACAUUAUGACAUUUCUGUGCAAGCCAUUGAUGGUGGUGGACUGGCUGCACAUUCCAAAGUAUUAAUAGAAGUAUUGGAUCAGAAUGACAAUGCUCCUGAGAUCUCCAUCACCUCCUUGACUACUCCUAUCCCUGAAAACACAGCUUCUGGAACAGUGGUGGCCUUGAUUGAAGUUCAUGACCAAGAUACAGGAGAAAAUGGGGAGGUUCAAUGUGUUAUCACAGGUGAUGUGCCAUUCCAAAUACAGUCAUCUGCAAGCAAUUUCUAUAAAAUCAUUACAAAAAGUACUUUGGAUCGAGAAAAAAUGUCAUCCUACAACAUUACUGUUCAAGCUUCUGACAAAGGCUCACCUCCAAUGACUGUUAAAAAAGUUGUGCAACUAGAUGUGUCUGAUGUCAAUGAUAAUGCUCCUGAGUUUCAGAAGCUGACUUACACUGCAUUUGUUCCAGAAAACAAUUUGCCAGGAGCUUCAAUAUUCAGUGUUCAAGCAAGAGAUAUAGACAGUGGAAAUAAUGCCAAAGUAGUUUAUUCCAUAAGUGGUAUCAGCAAUGAUAAAGAUCCAGUGUCCUCUUUUAUAUCCAUUAACCCAGAAACUGGAGUUUUUUAUGCACAACGCACAUUUGAUUAUGAGUUGCAAAAGGAAUUUAUCUUCCAGGUCAAUGCCAAAGACAAUGGGAACCCAUCUCUGAACAGCAGCACAACUCUAAGAAUGUGUGUAGUAGAUCAGAAUGAUAAUUCACCAACCAUUUUGUAUCCAUCAUCAGAUGCUGAUAGCCCUGCCUUUGAGUUAGUGCCAUGGUCCUCUGAACAAGGUUCUUUAAUAUCCAAAGCGGUAGCUGUGGAUGCUGACUCUGGACACAACAGCUGGCUCUCUUAUUUUUUGCAAACGGCUGAACCAUCUUUUUUUACCAUUGACCAACACACAGGGGAGAUCAGGACAUCUCGUGUUUUUCAAGAGAAAGAUAUUUUAAAGCAUAGCAUUGUUAUUAUAGUAAAAGACAAUGGCUCCCCACCUCUCUCUGCUUCUGCCACUCUAAACCUGUUGAUUGCGGACAACUUUCAGCAAGUAAUUCCAGAAAUUACCGAUCAGACAAGUAAAUCAGAGUCCCAGUCCAACUUACAAUUGUACCUGGUAAUAGCCUUGGCAUUGAUUUCUUUUCUCUUCAUGUUGACAGUGAUACUAGCUAUCAUAUCCAAAUAUCGAGUGUCCAAGUCUCCCUCUUCAUUUGGAUCUUUGGCUGCAAAUCUCUAUCCUACAAUUGAUCCCAGAUUUCUUUCUCAGUUUAAUAGUGGAACAUUACAACUGCCUUACUCGUAUGAUGUUUGUGUAGCGUUGGAUUCAGCUGAAGGAGACUUUGCUUUCCUUAGACCUCAGUCCAGUGUUCCAGUGGAUCAUCUCAUUGAUACUGAUGAUUCUGGGAUUGGAAUUGAAAACUCAAAGGAUUCUUUACUUGCAGGCAAUAUCACUUCUCAGGUAUGCUUUUCAUAA